AGCGUAAAACAAGAUGGCGUCGCCUUGGAAAUAAUUCGCUUUGGAUGGGUUUGUAGGCGGUAAACUCUGCCUUCCUUUAGCUUUCUGUCCUGUAGAGAGGUUUUACUGAUAAAGACACGUUUUCAGAUUAGAUAAGACCACCGAAGGCGCUGUGAGACGCCCAGGUGGAGUCCACCUAUCUGCUGUUUGUUCCCUCCUCCGACCCUCCGGUGAUAGCCGGAGUGGUGAGCCGCUGACAGACAGGAUGGACCCCGGAGAGUACGUCUCUCCCAUGGAGACCAUGGACUCGACUUUAGCGGAAUUGGGGGACGAAUUCACGUUAGGAGACAUAGAUGAGAUGCUGCAGUUUGUUAGUAACCAGGUGGGGGACUUCCAGGACAUGUUUGAGGACCAGAUGACCACAGCAGCCUCCCUACAAAGCGGCGUCAGUGGCUCUGCCCAGCGGCUGGCGAUUCAAACCCCGCCAACUCCCCAGACCCCAAGCAGCACUGCUUUCCAGACUUCCACCAUGGGCCUCGCCCCAUCCCAGACACUGUCUCCUCAGUCUAUACCUCUUACGCCUCCCCUCACCCCUGCACAGACCCCCUCCCCCAACACUCCUCCCUUAGUGCAGCAGCAGUUGAACCGCAGCCCUCCAUUGCUUCAGCCACGGCCUCAGGUGGUCCAGCCCAUCCAGCCUCAACUUCAGCAGACUCCCCAGGCGGCCAUCCAGAUGCACACCCAGGGGGUUGCAUUGCAGACCCAACACUUCCCGGUCCACACCCUGGUUCAGACCCACACCCAGACGCCCCUGCCCAUCCAGACACAAGCACCCCAAACCGUGAUGAUUGCUUCCAACGGGGCGCAGUCUCGCUUUAUCCAGAACCCAGUCAUCUGCCAUCAGAGUCCCGCUUCUGGUUUCCAAGUACUCCAGCCACAAGUGCAGAGCAUCAUGACAUCACAACAACUGCAGCCAGUCACCAUUCAGCAUCAGCGUGUUCUGACCCCAACAGGUCAAACUAUCCAGACUCUCUCUACAGCGCCUACUGCUGUCCACACCAUGCAGCAGCAGAUGCAACAAGUUCCGGUUUUGGUCCAGCAGCCUCAGAUUCUUAAGACAGACUCACUGGUUCUCACAACGCUCAAACCAGAUGGGACUCAGCUGUUGUCCACCAUGCAGAGCCCUGCAGGAAUCACCACCCUGACCACACCCCUCCAGAACCCAGCGUUACAAGUCCCGACUCUGAUGGGCACCAACAUUCUGACCACAGUUCCUGUUAUGAUGGGCGGAGGAGACAGGCUGCCCAUCAAACAGCUCCAGCACAGCUCCAUCACUUGCACUAACGCUGCCAGACCAAGUAUGGAGCAGAGCCUGGUGUCAGCAGCAGUGGCAGGGCAAGGAGUAGUGGUAAAGGAGGGCGAAAGGAGGACAACCCACAACAUCAUCGAGAAGAGAUACAGGUCCUCCAUCAACGAUAAGAUCAUGGAGCUCAGAGACCUCGUCAUGGGCAACGACACAAAGAUGCACAAGUCAGGAGUGCUGAGGAAAGCUAUUGACUACAUAAAGUACCUGCAGCAGGUCAACCACAAACUACGACAAGAGAACCUCACCCUCAAGAUGGCCAACCAGAAGAACAAGCCUGUGAUCAUGUCAGAAGACAUGGAGCUCAAACAGGAGGGAGUGUUGAUGUCCCCUCCGGCCUCAGAUUCCGGCUCCAGCUCCCCACACCAGUUCUCUCCGUACUGUGUCGACUCUGAGCCGGGAAGCCCCUUACUGGAUCACCAUCAGGUGAAGAGCGAGCCAGAUUCUCCCUCCACGGUGGGAGUGAUGGAUCGUUCACGGCUGCUUCUGUGCGCCUUGACGUUGUUCUGCCUGUCUCUAAACCCACUGCCCUCUUUGCUGGGCUCAGAGGACCCAGAAAACCUGACAGCAGCCCACGUCCCAUCACGUACACUUGUCUGGUUUCCAACUCACACACAGGACUUUGGUUCUUGGCUGCGCUGCCUCUUACCGUGGGUGAUCGUUUGGGUCCUGAGUGGAGUGGGGGCGCUGUGGGGCUGUGUCAGGGUGCUGUACCUGUGGGAGCCUGUAACACCCCUUCACUCGCCCAAAUCUGUGUCAUUCUGGAGGCACCGCAAACAAGCAGACCUACAUCUCAACAGGGGAGAUUACACAGCAGCGAUGGCCAGCUUAGAGACUUGUCUCUCCGUCUUGACAAGAGCUCUUCCCUCAAGCCGUCUGGACCUGGUUUGUUCCCUCUCCUGGAAUUUCAUCCGCUACUGUCUGCAUCGUCCAGUGCCUUUUGGCUGGCUGGUCCACCAGGUUGGGGGGAAGUACGAGGGAGAAGAGGCAAAGACGAGUGCAAAAGAUGCAGCGUUGGUUUAUCAUCAGCUGAGCCAGCUGCAGCUCACAGGAAAGUUGUCUCAGCGCAGCAGCCUGUGGGCUUUGUCUCUGUCUCUGAGUGCUGUCAACCUCAGCGAGAGUGCCCAAGGCAAGAUGGCCCCAGCUCAGUUUGCUCAGAUUUAUGUCACUGCAGCAACAGCCCUGCGCACCGUCCUGGGUCACCAUCUCACUUUUCUGUCUGGAUACCUUAUUGGUUGUGCUGAGAGCGUGGCCAACCAGUCGGAGACCAAGCAGAUCCCCGACUGUCUGCGCUGGCUCUUCACUCCCCUGGGGCGUCAGUUUUUCCUAAGCUGUGAUUGGUCGGUGAAAUCAGACAGCAUCGAUGAAAUGUUUACUUCUCAAAGAGACCCAGCCGACCCCAUCGCCCAGCUGCACCAGUGUUUCUGCAGGAAGCUUUUGGAAAGAGCCGUUCACACACUCAUCCAGCCGCAGAGCGACUCUGAUGCAGGCGGCUGCAAGAACAACUUGGGGGAAUUCUCCAGUGCCCUGGAGUUUCUAGAGUUGUUGAACAGCUGCACUGAAGACUCUCCUUCCCCUCCAACCCCCUUCUCAACUCCUCCCAGUCACACCACCAAUUCAGUGGGCGACCCGGUGAGUCGCUGGUGGGCUCUGGUCCUGAAGGCUGCUGUUCAUUGGCUGCAGGGUGAUGAUGUUGCAGUGAGAUCCCUUUUGGCAGAAGCUGAGCGAAUGCAGAGGGCUCUGCUCAUGCUCGACCACCCUCUGCCCAAAGCUGUGCUCCUGCUCUGUAAGGUGGUUCAGAUGAGCCUGUCUACUCUGAAAGGAGACGGAGUGGUGGCCUGCCUCUCUCACUGUGACAGAGCCAGUGGCUACCUGCGCUCCAGCAUCUCCGUGCCACUCGCCCAGUCUGGGAACUGGCUCAACAAGGGGGUGGAGCUUCUUGUUUGUGAUCUACUGCUGACAUUAAGGACCAGUUUAUGGCAGCGAGGAGGCAGCAGUAACGGAGAACCUGGUCCAGCUCCUGGAUCCCAGUUGGCCGGUUUCCAGAGGGACCUAAGCGCCCUCAGGAGGCUCACCCAGUGCUACAGACAGGCACAGCACAAGGUUUUCCUUCAUGAGACCACGGUGCGACUGAUAGCUGGAGCCAGUCCAACAAGGACCCACCAGCUACUGGAGCACAACCUGCGGCGCAGGACACACAGCUCCUAUUCAGCCGACGGUGAGUGCAUUGUUGGUGAGAGGGAGAGAGCUCACGCCAUUCUUCUCGCCUGCCGCCACCUGCCCAUGCCUCUGCUGACCCCGCCGGGCCACAGAGCUCGCCUGCUGGCCGAAGCCAAGCGCACCCUAGAACGAGUGGGGGACCGUCGGUCGGUGCAGGACUGUCAACAGAUUUUGCUGCGCCUCAGCGGGGGCACCACCAUCGCUGCUUCCUAAAGGGGUGCAGUGCAACAACCACCCUUUGUUUUCAUGAAAAGAGUAAA
Messenger RNA from Girardinichthys multiradiatus, 3822 nucleotides. RefSeq names its product sterol regulatory element-binding protein 2-like. Bases 245 to 3775 code for a protein of 1176 amino acids. Gene Ontology annotation, biological process: positive regulation of transcription by RNA polymerase II; positive regulation of cholesterol storage. Gene Ontology annotation, cellular component: nucleus. The transcript is spliced from 20 exons. Gene Ontology annotation, molecular function: protein dimerization activity; RNA polymerase II cis-regulatory region sequence-specific DNA binding; DNA-binding transcription factor activity, RNA polymerase II-specific. Lineage: Eukaryota; Metazoa; Chordata; Actinopteri; Cyprinodontiformes; Goodeidae. The record is from RefSeq and is a predicted model, not a curated record.